Molecule: messenger RNA, 2509 nt
Organism: Hypomesus transpacificus
Lineage: Eukaryota; Metazoa; Chordata; Actinopteri; Osmeriformes; Osmeridae
Gene: fdxr
Product: ferredoxin reductase
Exons: 12
Coding region: 285-1814 (509 amino acids)
Biological process (GO): ubiquinone biosynthetic process
Cellular component (GO): mitochondrion
Source: RefSeq, a predicted model, not a curated record
UAUCUUUUUCACCACACGGAUCGGUAGUUGGCUGCACAGUGUAGGGCAUAGCCGGUUGUGCGUUCUUGGAGAUUACUGGAAAAAUACUGGACAACACCUGGAUAAACGUUUCCAAUUUCGUAUUAGAACAACUCGCCCGCCUCUGACUAAUCAAAGAUCAACAUUGGUCGACAUGUUGGUAGAUUCCUUUAAGCAAGCACAGACCUAAACGUUUGCCAAACCCCUAACACAGUUGGCCAUAGCUUUUCAUGGAUUCUGGAUAGCCGUCUAAUUUUUUAAGAUUUAUGAAGAUGAGCACUCAUAAAUUGGCCUUGUGUAAAAUCAAGAUGUUAAAGUUAUUACGGACGUCGGCUGUACAGACCGGAUUAAUUCAGUUUAAUGCCUGCUCUUCGGGAGUUCGUAAACUGUCCUCUAUUCCUGCGACAAGUCCGAAAGUGUGCAUAGUAGGAGGAGGUCCUGCUGGCUUCUAUACAGCACAACACCUCUUGAAGGCCCGACCAGACGUACAGGUGGACAUAUACGAGCGUCUGCCGGUGCCGUUUGGUCUGGUCCGGUUUGGCGUGGCGCCAGACCACCCCGAGGUCAAGAACAUAAUCAACACCUUCACACAAACAGCUCAACACGCCCGGUGUAGUUUCCAUGGCAACGUGAGUGUGGGGAAGGACGUAAGCGUGGAGGAGCUCCAGAGGGCCUACCAUGCUGUGGUGCUGAGCUAUGGUGCAGAUGGGAACAGGAGAAUGGGUGUACCAGGUGAAGACUUGGCUGGUGUGUACUCUGCCAAAGACUUUGUAGGCUGGUACAACGGGUUGCCUAGAAACAAAGAGCUGAAGCCAGACCUGAGCUGUGACACGGCUGUGAUUCUGGGCCAGGGCAAUGUGGCCCUGGAUGUAGCGAGGAUCCUGCUGUCUCCUCUGGAGAUCUUAAAGAAGACGGACAUCACGGAGCUGGCGCUGGCCACUCUGGCGGAGAGCAGGGUGCGGAGGGUGCUCAUCGUGGGCAGGAGAGGUCCCCUGCAGGUGGCCUGCACCAUCAAGGAACUGAGAGAGAUGGUGAACCUGCCUGGCACCAGACCAGAGAUGAUUCAGGCUGACUUCAAUGGCAUUGAAGAGGCUCUGAAAGCUCUGCCGAGGCCCAGGAAGCGUCUGACGGAGUUACUGGUGAAGGCAGCGCUGGAGGUCCCUGGAGAGAAGGAGCAGGAGAGGAGGAGACUAGCAUCCCGCUCCUGGGCCUUCCGCUUCCUGCGCAGCCCGCUGGAGGUCCUGCCCUCCGCUGACCUCACCAGGGCCGCUGGCCUCCGAUUGGCUGUCAACAGACUGGAGGGAUCGGGUGAUGGUGCGUGGGCCGUGACCACAGGCGAGGUGGAGGAUGUAGCCUGUGGCCUGGUCAUUAGCAGCAUUGGCUACAAGAGCCUUCCCAUCGACACAUCGGUGCCCUUUGACCCCAGCAAGGCCAUCAUCCCCAACACUAUGGGCCGUGUGCAGCAGGCAGCAGGUCUGUAUUGCAGCGGCUGGGUGAAGAGAGGUCCCACUGGGGUCAUAGCCACCACCAUGAACGACAGCUUUGACACGGCCCGGACACUCCUGCAAGACCUGGAUUCUGGAGCCCUGGACCUCCUCACAGCCAAGACCGGCUCCCAGGAGGUGGCUGCCCUGCUGGAGGAAAGAGGAGUGAAACCUGUUUUCUUCUCAGACUGGGAGAAAAUUAACAGCGAGGAGGUGAGGAGGGGGGAGGCCAGAGGAAAACCCAGGGAAAAAAUGCAGGACGUGGAGGAGAUGUUGCUGGUGGCCAGGACACAGGGGCCCAUUACACUGUAAUGGACAAUUCUGUUAGUAACAUUAUUUGUUCAUCUGUUUGCUUAUUAUGAGUUUUGUGUUGUCAUGUCAUGACCCACUCUAGGGCAGACAGGAAAUACAAGAGGGACUGUUUUUCCAGGUAGUGAACUGGGGGUUUAUAACAGGACAGAAAGAGGAAGGCAGUUUCAUUACCUGCAGCUGCUUAAUGAUUCAACAGAUAGAAAACGACUUAUGGUGCCUUUGAAAUAUGCGCGCUUGAGAGAUGUGGGUUAUCAAAAGCCGUCAGACGCACUGCCUUUAAAUGCGCACGGUUUCCGAACCUAUACUGCAGAUGGUUUUGAUUAAUAGUUGUUUAAGAAAUACUUAUGCAAAAUACAUUUAAUUGUUUAGAGCCGAUAAUCAGAUUUCCAUGAGACACACAGUUGGAAUAAGCUGCUUGAUGUGGUAGACACAGGAGUCUAGUUGCCAGAAAUUGACACACACACACACUUGGACCACACCUUUGUCCAGCUUUAACUCUCCCUCCGUCACAGAUAUCCCUGAGGCUGACUCCUGCUGUACUGGUGCCUGUGUUGGUUGGUAAUGUUGUACAAAUGACAAACGUGGCUCAGCUGAUCACGACUGAACAUGAAAUUGAUGCAUUUUCAAAUCGUUAUUUUGUUUAGUCAAUAAAUGAGUCAAAGAAAAUGUGAUAACUUGAAAAUAUUGAUUCCAAA